AUGACUUUGUCUCAAUUCAGUUCGACUGAAACACUCAAAGACCCUAGGGUUACCACACGUUCUGUUGACUCAAGCCCUAACCUUUCACCUCGGGACGAGAAGGACAUAAGUGUACCAUCAACACCAGCAGAGUCGAUCAACCUCGAAAGUCAAACCCCCGCGCCACCACCAUAUCAUGUCUUCCCUCGAUCUCGCAAGUUGCAGAUGGUUUGCAUCGUCUCUCUCGCUGCCAUCUUCUCUCCGUUAUCUUCCAACAUUUACUUCCCUGCCCUUUCGGAUAUUUCAAGGGAGCUCGACGUCUCAAUGUCAUUAGCCACCCUCACCAUUACGAUAUACAUGAUUGUGCAGGGCAUUGCCCCAAGCUUUUGGGGCUCAUUCUCCGAUGUAUUGGGCCGUCGUGUAAUCUUUAUUGGAACAUUCGGUGUAUACAUCAUUGCCAACAUUGCUUUGGCUGUCUCUGACAACUAUGGCGAGCUCAUGGCCUUCCGCGCUUUGCAGGCCGCUGGGAGUGCCGCCACUAUCUCCAUUGGUGCCGGUGUCAUUGGCGAUAUCACCACCUCUGCGGAAAGAGGCAGCUUGAUUGGAAUUUUCGGUGGUGUGCGCAUGUUGGGCCAAGGAGUCGGACCAGUAUUUGGCGGUAUCCUAUCUCAAUAUCUUGGGUUUCGGUCUAUCUUCUGGUUCCUAGUGAUUGUAUCUGGAAUCAGUCUCCUAUCCAUCCUGGUUUUCCUACCGGAAACACUUCGCUCGAUCGCUGGAAACGGCACUGUUCCCCUCAAAGGCAUCCACAAGCCAUUCAUAUACUCAAUUACCGGCCAAAAAGAUGCCGAAGAGAGCUCAGCACCCAUAGGGAAGAAGGCCAAGGUUACUUUCAAGACCGUGUUGGCACCACUCACUUUCCUCGGCGAGAAAGAUGUCUUCAUCACCUUGUUCUUCGGCAGUAUCGUGUACACCGUCUGGUCGAUGGUCACCUCCUCGACUUCCGCCUUGUUUGAAGAAAAAUACGGUUUGAACUCCAUGGAGGUCGGCCUGACCUUCCUUGGAAAUGGCUUCGGUUGCAUGACUGGCUCCUACACAAUCGGUUAUUUGAUGGACUACAACCACAAGCGGACCGAACGCGAAUACUGCCAGCAACAUAACCUUCCUAUUGACACGCGCAUCAACUCCAAGUCCCACCCCGACUUCCCCAUCGAGUACGCCCGUAUGCGCAACACAUGGUGGAUUACUGCUAUCUUCAUCGUUUGUGUCGCUGUUUAUGGAGUUUCUCUCCGUGCCCAUCUUGCAGUCCCCAUCAUCCUGCAGUUCAUCAUCGCCUACGGCUCCACCGCCAUCUUCACCAUCAACAGCGCUCUGGUUAUUGACUUGUACCCUGGUGCUAGUGCCAGUGCAACAGCUGUCAACAACUUGAUGAGAUGUUUAAUUGGCGCUGGAGGUGUUGCAGCUGUGCAGCCCAUCAUUGAUGCAAUCACUGCUCAGUAUGCUUUCCUCAUGCUCGCUGGCAUUACAAUUGCUAUGGUUCCCCUUUUGAUGGUUGAGAUGAAGUGGGGCUAUGGAUGGCGUCUCGAGCGACACGAGCGAUUCCAAAAGAAAGAGAACAAAGUCUGA
Penicillium soppii is the source of this 1602-nucleotide messenger RNA. RefSeq lists its product as uncharacterized. Lineage: Eukaryota; Fungi; Ascomycota; Eurotiomycetes; Eurotiales; Aspergillaceae. The transcript is spliced from 3 exons. The record is from RefSeq and is a predicted model, not a curated record. The coding region runs from base 1 to 1602 and encodes 533 amino acids. Gene Ontology annotation, molecular function: transmembrane transporter activity. Gene Ontology annotation, biological process: transmembrane transport.